AUGCGAUGUAUCACUCCGCCAUCGCUUACGUGUGUUUCUUGUGCGAGAAAUGCAGAAACGAGAGCUAGCUGCGGCAGCUCUAUCGACACUCCUUGGCCCAUCGCUCCAAGUUCACUCCUCUUUCGCUGGUACAAAAGUUUUCUUGAUGAAUGGGAAACGGACCUAAAGGUGAAAUGCGUUCUGGUUGAGGGCAGCUCAUCACGUGCUUUUUCAGCAGGGUAUUCGCUGCUGAAUAUUUGA
Molecule: messenger RNA, 240 nt
Organism: Lactuca virosa
Lineage: Eukaryota; Viridiplantae; Streptophyta; Magnoliopsida; Asterales; Asteraceae
Source: the annotation of a GenBank genome assembly